CUGGUGCCCCCCAGUGGAACAAGUUUAGUAGGAGUUGAAAAAACCCGUAGGAAGUGGGUUACCAUACAUUAUCCAAGAUGGCGGCCGCAGAUGGAGACGAUUCCCUCUACCCUAUUGCUGUACUCAUUGACGAACUGCGAAAUGAGGAUGUCCAGCUACGUCUGAAUAGCAUCAAGAAGUUGUCAACAAUUGCUUUAGCGUUAGGGGUGGAGAGGACUCGCACUGAGCUGCUUCCCUUCCUUACAGAUACUAUCUACGAUGAGGAUGAGGUGCUUCUUGCGCUUGCCGAGCAGCUCGGUAACUUCACCAUGCUGGUUGGAGGCCCGGAGUACGUGCACUGCCUCCUGCCCCCACUGGAGAGCCUGGCCACCGUAGAGGAGACGGUGGUGCGUGACAAGGCUGUGGAGUCCCUGCGUAAGAUCUCCCAUGAGCACUCCCCUGUGGACCUGGAGGUGCACUUUGAGCCCCUGGUGAAGAGGCUGGCCAGUGGCGACUGGUUCACCUCCCGCACCUCUGCCUGUGGGCUCUUCAGUGUGUGCUAUCCCCGUGUCUCCAGCACCGUCAAAGCAGAGAUUCGCCAGCAUUUCCGCAACUUGUGUUCCGAUGACACUCCCAUGGUGCGCCGUGCUGCAGCCUCUAAACUGGGAGAGUUUGCCAAAGUCCUGGAGCUGGAGUACGUCAAGAGUGACAUCAUAUCCCUCUUUACAGCUCUGGCGUCUGAUGAGCAGGACUCUGUGCGACUGUUAGCUGUGGAGGCCUGCGUCAGCAUUGCCACGCUGCUACCGCAAGAGGACCUGGAGUCUCUGGUCAUGCCCACUCUCCGCCAGGCAGCAGAAGACAAGUCAUGGAGAGUGCGCUACAUGGUGGCCGACAAGUUCUCUGAGCUUCAGAAGGCAGUGGGACCAGAGAUCACCAAAAACGACCUGGUUCCAGCUUUCCAGAACCUUCUGAAGGAUUGUGAGGCAGAGGUUCGGGCCGCUGCAGCAAAUAAGGUUAAAGAGUUCUGUGAAAAUUUGACCGAGGACAGCAGAGAGACCAUCAUCAUGACCCACAUACUACCUUGUGUUAAGGAACUAGUUUCAGAUACCAACCAGCACGUCAAGUCCGCUCUAGCAUCAGUCAUCAUGGGUUUGUCCACCAUCCUUGGUAAAGACAACACCGUUGAACAUCUUCUUCCACUGUUCCUGGCACAGCUGAAAGAUGAGUGCCCCGAGGUUCGUCUGAACAUCAUCUCCAACCUGGAUUGUGUCAACGAGGUGAUUGGGAUCCGCCAGCUGUCGCAGUCUCUGUUGCCGGCCAUUGUGGAGCUGGCAGAGGACGCCAAGUGGAGGGUGCGUCUGGCCAUCAUUGAGUACAUGCCCCUGUUGGCAGGGCAGCUGGGUGUGGAGUUCUUUGAUGAGAAGCUGAAUUCUCUGUGCAUGGCAUGGCUUGUUGACCAUGUUUAUGCCAUUAGGGAAGCAGCAACAUGUAACCUGAUGAAGCUGGUGGAGAAGUUUGGAGCAGAGUGGGCACAGAACACCAUCGUCCCCAAAGUCCUGGGCAUGGCCAACGACCCCAACUACCUCCACAGGAUGACCACCCUGUUCUGUAUCAAUGCCUUAUCUGAGGCUUGUGGCCAGGACAUCACCACAAAACACAUGCUCCCCGUGGCCCUGAAGAUGUCCAACGACCAGGUGGCCAACGUCCGCUUCAAUGUGGCCAAGACUCUGCAGAAGAUUGGGACGGUGCUGGACAGCAACUCUCUGCAGGCUGAAGUGAAGCCGGUGCUGGAGAGGUUGGCUACAGAUCCAGACAUGGAUGUCAAGUUCUUCGCUCUGGAGGCCAUAAGUGUUCUUGCCCUGAACUAGAGGAUCCACACACAAGAUGAACUUUCAGCGUCUCUCGCACCUCAGCACUGAUGUCUGUGAUCAUUUGUUGAACAUUUAACCCAAUUCAAUGGUGCAGAGGGAGUAUCUUCUGGGGAAACUCUGUUUUCACUCUAGAUGUCUUACUCACUGAGCCCUCCGCACUCCUGCUAAACACACUAUUCUGGUUCCUUCUUCACCAGAGCAGAAGACACUCAGAAGUCUGAUGCUUCGGAGCCACUAAAAUGUCCCUGUCCUGUACCCUCACUGACCUUUGAGCUUUCCAGUAGCACUUUGUAGGUUGCCCACUGUACUUGCAACGCCACAAGCGCAUCUGCACCCGUUAGAAAAAAUUUAGAAGCAAAGCAGCUGACUCGCUGUUUAGCAUAAUUUGUGUGUACUGUGAGUCUGCGCUUGCGUUUCUAGUGGUUUGCCAGGCCUUGUUCUAGCACCAUGCUGUGCAUGCGUAGAGCAUGGCUCAGGACUACACCCACCGCUUGUAGACUGUGGAGCCACAGAUGUGCUGCCACAGAAGACCGUCAUCCUUCACAGACAAAAGCAUUAUCAACAUGGCUGCUUUCCUAAAGGGACCACAACAAAACUCCCUCCACCUACUUAGCGUUACGUGCUGCACAAGCUGACAUCCUAUCUUUUCUGCUGUCCAUUUUAAGCUGCCCCCCCCCCCCCCCAUGCUCUUUGUGCCAUUAACCAUGCUCCACACAUCUCCCUCACUUUCCCCUAUUUUAAUUCUUAAGGGUCUUUGUUCAUAACGAAGUGUUCUGUAUGCUGACUUGUAACUUAUAUCAUUUGUACAGAAAACAGUUGCAUGAUUUCACAUACACUGUAAAAUUGGGUCUCGAUGCAUCAGGAGGUGUUUUAAUUGAUUUGUUGUGAUGCUGUAGAUGCUACAUGCAGUACAUGACGGUGAAACAGGCGUUUCAAAUGUGAACUGACAUCAGCUGUAGGGGUGUAACUAUAGCGUAUCUGUUGUGUCAUAAGAACAUGUCUUGUUUGUAUAUGAACAUGUUGCACCUCUUCCCUACUGACGCACGGAAGGGGAAAUGUUUUGGGAAUAAUCAAUAAAUAACCCGAGGUAACUCA
Molecule: messenger RNA, 2945 nt
Organism: Clupea harengus (Atlantic herring)
Lineage: Eukaryota; Metazoa; Chordata; Actinopteri; Clupeiformes; Clupeidae
Gene: ppp2r1ba
Product: protein phosphatase 2, regulatory subunit A, beta a
Biological process (GO): protein dephosphorylation
Cellular component (GO): protein phosphatase type 2A complex; cytoplasm; cytosol
Molecular function (GO): protein binding; protein phosphatase regulator activity
Source: RefSeq, a predicted model, not a curated record